Hypomesus transpacificus is the source of this 590-nucleotide messenger RNA. RefSeq names its product phosphatidylinositol glycan anchor biosynthesis, class P (gene pigp). Lineage: Eukaryota; Metazoa; Chordata; Actinopteri; Osmeriformes; Osmeridae. Bases 168 to 557 code for a protein of 129 amino acids. The record is from RefSeq and is a predicted model, not a curated record. Gene Ontology annotation, molecular function: phosphatidylinositol N-acetylglucosaminyltransferase activity. The transcript is spliced from 5 exons. Gene Ontology annotation, biological process: GPI anchor biosynthetic process.
AUUUUGAAAACAAUUUGAAGUAAUCAUGCGGAAAUGCUAAAGUACACUGGCUGACAAUAUUUUUAUUUCAGCGAGAAAUUCCAAACCCUAGUUGUGAUAUUUGCACAAGUAGUGUCUUCCUUGCUUUGUAACCUGCCGACGAAAGUUGUGCGCCAUCUAUUCUGAUUAUGGUUGUAAAUUCUCCCUCACCUCUGCCGGAGAGAGCCAUCUACGGUUUUGUUCUUUUUCUGGGAUCACAAUUUGGCUUUUUUUUGUAUUUGGUAUGGGCGUACAUUCCUGAUGAAUGGCUUUAUUCAGUAGGGCUGACAUACUGGCCUCAAAAGUAUUGGGCCCUUGCUAUGCCUAUCUAUCUGCUAGUUGCACUGACUAUUGCAAUUGUGUUGUUGUUUGGGUUGAACAUGAUCAAUACCGCUCCACUCAGCUCAGUGGACAACAUUACAGAUAUCUACACCAAAGGACAGCAUAUGGAUGAUUGCCAGAAAAUGGGUUUGCCCAGAUUAAAGGAUGUCUCCAUCAGUGAAGUCAACAGAAUGUUCUAUUUAUCAAAACAGAGUUGAAAGAAAUACAAAUACAAUGUUGUUGUUUUUGAA